Molecule: messenger RNA, 2631 nt
Organism: Durusdinium trenchii
Lineage: Eukaryota; Dinophyceae; Suessiales; Symbiodiniaceae
Source: the annotation of a GenBank genome assembly
AUGGCCAGGCUGCUGAGCUCGAGACUUUUUGCUGGCCAGCAAGCAGCCAAAGCAGUUGAGUCUGAGAUCCAACAAAGUGCGCUGUAUGAGCACGAUUUCAAGGUCGUCUCCAAGCUGCUCAAGAUGUCAAAUUCCCAGUUGCAGCAGUUUGUCCGCGCAAGCUGGCUCUCUGCCACACGGGAGACGGCCACUGAAGCUCAUGCUGACUUUGUCACGUCCAUCGUGAAGCCUUGUUUGAAGGUCAACGUGAUGGGGAUCCCAGAAGAGAUGUCCGACAUUGUGGGUCGUUUUACGGCCAUCAUCAGAAGUGGACGUGCGCAGGAACAAGACCUGGCAUCCUUCAAAAUAGCAGCAGCGGCCAUGCAAGGAAAACUGGAGUCGCAUCCAUUACUGCAUGGGAUCAGCUUGCAGUGUCUCAGGUUGGUUGACAAACAGGAGAAAGGAAUAACGACAAUGAAAGGAAGGAGGACGGCAGAAUCAGAAGCAGAGCGCCUGUUGAUUGCUGACGCAGGUCAAAGACUGGCUUUAGCUUGCUGCAACCGGAAAUUGGCCCAAGAGUUUGGUCUGAAUUUGAGGACGUAUGGGAACCUACUAGAUGAUUUGCUGCCGAAAAGUGUUCCUGCGUCCGCGCUAGCUCUGCAUUUUGAUGGCAUUCUGCAGCAGAACUUUGAGAUUCUGGACCAGAGAGCGUUGAGGACCACGUCGGAAGGCAUUUGCCGCUUCGUCCUUUGCUUUGACGCUACAUAUCUCACGCCCACGCUGAGCCAGCUGAAGAUUCAUUCCCAGCACGGGCUGGUCGGCGGCAUGUUCAAGACAGGAGCAGAAGGCAACUGUUUCAUCAGCUUGGAGGAGGAAAAGCUGAACAUUUCUUCUGUAGUGAAGGCCUUGAACAUGCUUGAGAUGAUUGCAUGGGACCCGUGCCAGAAGCGCAAGAACCCGUUGAGCAUUUGCAGCCUCCCGAUAGAGCACAACUUUUCCAACGUGCAAGGGACGAAUCGGUCAAACUGGUUUAUGCUGGAUUUGCUUGGCCGCGUUCUGGAGAAGGCAUCAGGAAUCGUGCGCGCAUUGGUGUUCGACCAGCACAGUAGCCAAUUGUUCAUCCGCAAAGUGAUCCAUGGACAGCUUCAGGGCAUGGACCCGAUUGAGCUGCGGGCUUUACCGUGGUUUGGCAAGCUAUCGUACGAGAGUUUGCCAGCAUGUUGCUUGCCCAGGCUCCCCGUGCGCCUUUGCAAGGAGCCCGUUUCCGGAGAGUACUUUUGGGCCCUGCCGGGAGUUUGCUUCUCGACUGCCUUGGCGGAAGGCAGUUUGGAAGCCAUGACCAUUCCGUGGAGCCUGUCCGGUCUUUGCAUCCACAACUGCAUGACAGCGUUGUGCCUUUCCGGCUUGGUCCACCGAGAUUUGACAAUGGCUGAACGGUGCGAAAACGCCGUGAGUGGCUUCGUCGGCAUGGACCUGUUCAAAAUCUUGGCUGACCGCAAGUGCAAAGCCAUGGAGCUUCCUGCAGGAAGUUGCUUCUAUGCAGGUCAGACGCUAAGCAAUGCCCAAAGUGCCGCUUUAGCGACCAUCGUGGGGAAGUUGAACAAGUUGAAAGCUACGCCUGCUCGUCAAGAAGCUGCCUUGACAGAUUCAGAGUUCCAGACUUGCUGUGAGAAUGGCAUGAAAGCGGCGCUUGAAUUGGCAUCCUGGUGCAGCAAGGUGCCGACUGAGAAGCUGGAGAAGUGGUAUCAGGACUACUGUGCCGUCGGCUUCUGGGACACGGAAAAUGAUGCUCUUGAAGAGGACGAACUUGAGAUGGGCGACGAAGAAUUGGCUUGCGAGGAAACCGCAAAGAAUGAAUGCACAGAGUUUUUGGAUGCACUUCAGGCUGAGACCGUGGAACCUUCGGCUUUCAAGGUUGGUGAUGAGCAAGCUGAGUCAACUGAGGAGAGACACUCGGAAACAGUGGACAAUGACCUAGCUGGAGUUCCUGAUCGAGAACAGCUAGAAGAGCUGAUGGAGAAACCAGCGAUUCUAGAACCUUUUGGAUCUGAACAGUCCAGAUCUGGUCGGAAGCGAAGGCCGCUUCCAGGUACUCUGAGGCAUGCUUUGGCGAACAAAGGCUGCAGGUUGAACAGCAUCUUCCGAUUGUACAAUGAACGGCGUAUCGCGCAGAUCAACCAUCAGCAGGAAGAAGGCUUUCACAACAGCCGCACCAGUCGCCUAGCCAAGUGGCGAGAAGUCGCAGAAAGGGCUCGGAAAGAUUUGCAGCUACCUCCUGGAGCGCUGGAAACCUUGAAGCCAGGGAACAUUGUCCUAUUCCACACACCAAGUAGGACUUCCAGUGUGGAAACAGGUAUGAUCUUGUCAGUAUGGCGUGGAGUCAAGAUGCCAAAGCUGAUUUGUGGAGACACACCGAUCAACUCUGUUGUGGCUUUCCGAGCAGUGCAACUUCAGCUGGAAAGCGCAUCGGAGGAGCGUCUAGAAUCAACUAUAUGGCUACAAAAUAAAAGGUAUUCAUUGCUAACACUACAAAAUGAUAGGAAGAGAGUGUAUGAGUCUGUUUGGAUUUACAGUUGGCAUUCCUGGUCAUUCUUUAGAGUAUGGGUUUUCAGAGUGGCUGAUGUAGGAGGCUCUAGGACUUGCUGGCCAUGA